UUGAAUAAAGGAAGAAUCAUUAUUUUCCAAUUAAAGCUCACCCUUUCCUUCAUUAUGCAAAAAUACACAACCAUAAAACCAUAAUCACCUCUCUAUAUGACCCACGUUUCUUCCUUCACUUCUUAAUAACCUCUCUAACGCUUCUUCUCAUCCUUCACAUACACAUUAAUCCUUGAUUUAACCUUUUUUUUUUGGUCCCAACAAGAACAUGGCAAAUGGUAAUUAUUCAUCGCCAUAUUCCCAGCCUCCUUUGCCGAUACACCUUUGCUUCUUCCUUCUGAUACUUUUCAUGCUCAUAGGCUUCUCGUGGUACAUGAACUACGAGCCAGUUCUAGAGGGCAUGUUCGAUCAAGUGAAGCUGGUUCUGAUGGUGUCCCCACUGCUACUUUUGCUGGUCGUUCACUGGCUUUCUAAUGAUGAAAGCAGAAGGCUUUCCUACUUUAUUCCUUUGCCAGAGAAAGACUCUCUUCACAGGGCUGGAGGAACUCCUUGGGGAGUUGGGUUUCUGCUUGUUUUUCUCUUCUUCAUGAUUUCUUACCAAUCUUCUUUCCAAGAACGCUGGUUUCCUCUUUUAAGCAGAUAGCAGCACAACUAAUUUAAGCAUCAAGAAGUGUGAUCCUGCAUGUGUUUCUGCAAAGCCUCUUUCUUUUCUUUUAGUUGGAUGAGGGGGUAUGCACUAUUUCCCAAGGAAUUAGUAUAUUAUGGAUGAGGCUUCCAGAAUAAAUUUUCCCAAUCUUCACAUAUAUAAAUAGUCUUGCUAACUUGUACUAUUAUUGUAAUUAUGUGAUAAAUUUAACGUUGUGUUAUCUGUAGAAUUAAGCUCCAAGCUUGCCAGAA
Molecule: messenger RNA, 837 nt
Organism: Hevea brasiliensis (rubber tree)
Lineage: Eukaryota; Viridiplantae; Streptophyta; Magnoliopsida; Malpighiales; Euphorbiaceae
Exons: 1
Coding region: 209-583 (124 amino acids)
Source: RefSeq, a predicted model, not a curated record